AUGGUGGCAGCGGGUACCCCACCCGCCUCUCCCUCCGAUUUCCCAGUUACCCACGCACCACUCCCCAACCCCACGGUCGAGUACGCGUAUAACCUAGACCCUAGCCCCCUUUUGGCCCCUGAACCGUACGUUCCAGAGAGCAACAUUCACGAUUGGCUCCGAGACCUGGAUCUUUUUUUAGUCACGGUCCCCAUUAAUCAAUACACGUGCUACCUGAUACGUUUCCUGUCCGCCCCCGCCCGUAAGCGUGCCUUCGACGCGGCAAUCGACCACACAACUCCGUUCAACGUAGCGCGUAGUACUGUUUUGCAGCUCUUUCACACGCCGUCCCCUACAGGAAUCGCAGCCGAGCGUUUCUCCACCCUCAGACAGACUCGUGACCAGUCGGUUGAUGACUUCGCCGAGCAGUUGUCCCAACUCUCCCUAGCGGCGUUCCCCAACCUCCCCCCACCCGACCGCAACACCCUUAUACUGCAUCGUUUUAUAACCGGUCUUAGCGAUCCUAACGCUACCGACAUCCUUCUCCUUCACCCCCCUACCAGCUUGACUGCCGCCAUACAACAAUGCCGGUUAUAUACGGCCUACCAUCAAGACCGCAGACCCCAUCCAGUGCCCCGUACCGUUGCUCCUCGCUCAGAGCCACGCCCGCCCCCACGGAAGGUACACCUGCCCGUACGAUUCCCACACCAUAACCCAGGCUGUGAAUACUGCGCGGCCUAUGCAACGCAGCAGCCACCUUCCAACGGUUAA
Molecule: messenger RNA, 750 nt
Organism: Spirometra erinaceieuropaei
Lineage: Eukaryota; Metazoa; Platyhelminthes; Cestoda; Diphyllobothriidea; Diphyllobothriidae
Source: the annotation of a GenBank genome assembly